GCGUUCAUGUGGCGUUUCUUCCAAGGUAAACAUAAUUUCUUACUGGAGGCAUUACAUCAUAUCGUAUAGUGUGGCUCGUGAGAAUAUAGGCAUAGAAACAGCCCUCGUAAUAAUAUAAAUCAAAGCAGAAUUUCGAGCUGUUUGAACAAAUAUUUGUUAUGGUCAAUUCAGAAUCUCCAUCGAUCUAAUAACUACCAAAAAAUCGAUCGCUUGCUUCACUUGAUUACAAAGUUAUAACCUACAAAACUCAACUACGCCACAACAGACAAUGUCCAACAACAACCAGAACGGUGGACUCCUCGGCGGUCUAGUCGGUGGAGUCGACAACGUCCUUACUGGGGGCGAGAAGGCUAAUGGCCAAGGCGGUCUACUCGGGGGUCUCGGCGGUGCCGUCGGCAGCACAACGGAAGGACUCGGCAAGGGCCUGAACUCGACCACUAAGGGAGUUGGAAGCGCCGUGGGCCAGACUACCGAAGGUGUUGGCAACACUGUCGGCGGCGUGACGAACUCUGUCGGGAGCACCGUUGGCGGUGUUACCGGCGCAGGCGGAGCCGCUAAGAAGAACAACGACAGUGCAUUUAAGAGCUACGGUAUCUAAUAAGGCAGGAGGGUUGGCGUAUAUGUAAUGGGAUAUGAUGAACGAAUAAAUGAACCUAGGACGUGGAAAUCGGGUCUUGACUUUGAAAAUGUUGGACGUUUAAUAAAACGAAAAUGUUUCAAAUUUAAUUUAACUACAUGAUAUAACUACCAUCUUGGAUAUAGCGAAGAUGCUUGCAAUACUGAAUUGGCUUUUUGAAUAAUUACUUAUAUUCUUGGUUAGAAA
Messenger RNA from Daldinia decipiens, 823 nucleotides. RefSeq lists its product as uncharacterized. The record is from RefSeq and is a predicted model, not a curated record. Bases 269 to 598 code for a protein of 109 amino acids. NCBI's taxonomy places the organism in Eukaryota, Fungi, Ascomycota, Sordariomycetes, Xylariales, Hypoxylaceae. The transcript has a single exon.